Messenger RNA from Lynx canadensis (Canada lynx), 3124 nucleotides. RefSeq names its product protein tyrosine phosphatase receptor type H (gene PTPRH). NCBI's taxonomy places the organism in Eukaryota, Metazoa, Chordata, Mammalia, Carnivora, Felidae. Gene Ontology annotation, biological process: protein dephosphorylation; angiogenesis. The record is from RefSeq and is a predicted model, not a curated record. Gene Ontology annotation, molecular function: cadherin binding; protein tyrosine phosphatase activity. The transcript is spliced from 17 exons. Bases 150 to 2639 code for a protein of 829 amino acids.
GGGAGCCUCCACUUCCUCCUCCUCCCUUCCCACCCUGGCCCGUGGCUUCACCACCAUGAGACUCAGAAAGGGGAAAUUCUCGCGUUUAAAGUCCAGCAGGUGGAAGGUCAGGGCUGGGACACCUGGGUCCCUCGGCAGUGUCUGGAGACAUGAUGGGGACCGGAGGGAGCCUCGGGGCCUGGGGGAGCCUGGUGCUGCUGGGCCUGUGCAGCUGGACAGGGGCCAGGGCGGCUGCCCCCAGCCCCGGCAGGAACCUGACUGCGGAGGCCCGGACCCCCAGCUCCAUCACCCUGCAGUGGCAGACGCCCCGUGGCCUGGACCGGAGGCACCACACCCCCUGGGGCCUGUGGACCGGACGGGAUGGCGGAACUGAGGCCCCACGCACGACCGACGCCAGUUUCACGGUGGACGGACUUGGGCCCAGGUCUCCGCAUGAGUCUUCCGUGUGGGUGCAGCAGGAUAAGACCAACAGCUCCAAGCAGACUCUGCAAAACAGCACGGGCCCCUAUCCCGUCAGGAACUUGAAGGUAGAGGCUCAGACCACCAGCUCCGUCACCCUGAUCUGGGAGGAGCCAGAUGACCCUGACUUUCAGAACUACACCUACUGGAUCCAGCGGACUGGGGGUGAGAUACAGAACACGACCGACACCAGCUUCGUGGUGGGCGGACUGCAAGCCGGGUCCUUGUAUGAAUUUGCCGUGUGGGCAGAGAGAAAUGGAGUCGCCCGCUCCGCGACAACUUGCAACGCCACCACAGUCCCCAACGCAGUGACGAGCCUCAGUGUGCAGAAGCAGACCAACAGCUCCAUCACCUUGAGCUGGACAGCUCCCCCGGACCCAGAUCAUCCUCUCUACACCUACGGGGUCUCAUGGGUCAAGGAGAGCGCCAGCGCCAUUAGCAUCCGGAACACCACAGAUACCGGGAUCAUACUAACAGAACUGGAAGCUGGGAGCUUGUACACCAUCACCGUCUGGGCAGAGAGGAAUGAAGUCAGCAGUGACAACCGGACACUCACUGGAGCCACUGCUCCCAACACAGUCAUGGAUGUACACAAGGAAAACCAGACGAGCAACUCAAUCAUUCUGCGGUGGAAGGUCCCCACAGACCCUCACUCUCAGCUCUACACGUACUGGGUCCAGUGGACCCCUGGGGGACAUCCCCAGGGACAGCAAGACCCCCAGGGACAUCAGACCAACCACACAGGCAGGACCAAUGACAGUUGGUAUGAGGUGCAGACCCUGGAACCCGGGACUCUGUACACCUUCAGCGUGUGGGCAGACAGGAACAACGUGACCGGUUAUGCGCAGAGCCUCCUUGCAUCCACAGCCCCGAGCCCAGUCACCAUCACCUCCUGCAUCAGCACCUCUGGGGGCCACGGGGUCAUCUUGACCUGGUCCUGCCCCGUGGGAGGCUACGAGGCCUUUGAGUUGCAGGUGGGUGGACAGUGGGACUGCCAGAAUGUAUCGUCCUGUGGGAGGGGCGUGUCUGUGUGGGAUCUCCAGCCAGCUCAGUCUUACCCAGCCACCGUCACCACCAUCUGGGAUGGAAUGAGGGCCCCGUCUGCCCCUGUGACCUGCCACACGGAGAAUGCAGGGGUCAUCGCCGGAGCCGUCGUCGGUGUGGUCCUGUUUCUCAUCCUGGUGGGCCUGCUGAUUUUCUUCCUGAAGAAGAGGCACAAGAAGAGGCAGAGGAAACCGGCACCCAAGGCUCUGAGCUCCAGCCUCCUGGAGAACAUCCCGGCACAAGACUUUGCUGCCCACGUGAGGAAGAACGAGAAGGAUGGCGGCUUCGCAGUGGAGUACCAGCGAUUGGCUCUGGAGGGCACCAAGCAGUCUCAAAUGGUGGCCUCAGCCCUCGAAAACAGUGCCAAGAACCGUUACCGAAAUGUGCUGCCCUACGACUGGUCCCGGGUGUCCCUGAAGCCCCACCAGGAGGAACCAGGCUCCGACUACAUCAACGCCAGCUUCAUACCUGGUCUCUGGGGCCCCCGCGAGUUCAUUGCAGCCCAGGGCCCCCUGCCCCAGACGGUGGCUGACUUCUGGCGCCUGGUGUGGGAGCAGCAGAGCCGCACCCUGGUCAUGCUGACCAACUGUGUGGAGUCCGGCCGGGUGAAGUGUGAGUACUACUGGCCUCUAGACGCCCAGCCAUGCACAUAUGGGCACCUACAAGUGGCCCUGGAGGGUGAGAAGGUGCUGGAGAACUGGACAGUACGAGACCUGAGGGUCCGGCACAUCCAAGAGCAGAAGACACUACGUGUACGUCAGUUCCACUACAUGACCUGGCCAGACCACGGCGUCCCCCACUCCCCAGACCCCUUGCUGGCCUUCUGGAAGAUGGUCCGGCAGUGGCUGGACCAGACCGUGGAGGGAGGCCCCCCCAUUGUGCACUGCAGUGCUGGCGUGGGCCGCACGGGCACCUUCAUUGCCCUGGACGUCCUGCUGCGGCAGCUGGAGCGUGAGCGUUUUGUGGGAGCCUUCAGCUACGUGCGGAAGAUGAGGGAGAGCAGGCCUCUCAUGCUACAGACUGAGGCCCAGUACGUGUUCCUGCACCAGUGCAUCCUGCGGGGUCUCCAGCAGUCACCCCUAGCCCCAGCAGAGAAAGGGGCUUCGUACGUGAACCCGCUGUAUGAGAAUGUCUAAGCCACAAGAGAGUUGAGACCCCAGUGGAGACUCAGACUCUGGAUCUCCACUUGAGCCCAGAUUCCUGGAGCCCUGGGAGAGCAGAGGGCUGGGGUCCCAGACACCUGAGUCUUGCAGGAGGAGGGGAGGCCUGGGUGUCUAAACUGUUUCCCUGGAGGACAGAGGGCAGGUGGGAGCGGGUAUCCUGGAUUCCUGGUCCCUUGGAGGAGGAGGGAUGGGAGCUAGGCUUUCCUCGUUCUUCGAGGGAGGAGGAGGCUGGAGGCCUAGGCUGCUGGAUUCUGGGGAAGGUAGAAAUUCGCGUCUGGAACUCUAGCUACCCCUGGUGCAAAGGCAGACACGAUCCAUCCCAUUUUUUAUUCCAGAAACCAAAUCUGUCUUCUAGGAUCUGAGAUUUCCCUGCACCCCACUGCGUGUACAUAUCUUUUUCUUCUAUCCCAUAAUUUAUUAAAUCACUAUUCUCCCCCAGAGGUGCUUGCUAUAGUGGA